This is a messenger RNA of Strongylus vulgaris, 267 nucleotides long. Lineage: Eukaryota; Metazoa; Nematoda; Chromadorea; Rhabditida; Strongylidae. The record is from the annotation of a GenBank genome assembly.
AUGAAAUGCAACCACUGGAUAGAGGCCCCAGCUGAUAAACAAAUCCAGUGGCGAGUAACUUACAUUGAAAAUCCUCAGUGCAUACUUGGUUGUGCAUUCAAUGCUAUUGAGCCUAAAGUAGGAGACGAUCCAAGGGCUACGAAUCGUAGAUUGUGCUGCACAGAAAUGCAGGUUAAAGUCUACAACAGCACCCAGAAUCCAUUACCCGUCAUCUCUUACAAUAGCUAUCUGACGUCGGUGUACACAUUUCACUACAGAUUCAUAUGA